AUGUCGCAGAGCUACGACGACCAGAUCCACCCAGCACACUACACGAACCUCACCUACCCACCCCCUCUCAGUGGCUCGUAUGAAGCACUUGACCUUGACAAGUCUUGGCUUACCGCUGCCGAGAGAUAUGGUCCCUACGGUCUGGGAGAAGAGGAGGAUGGUUAUAACAGGAGUCGGGUCGAUUGGUCCACCAUAAAUUGGGCAGAUCUGCAGAACAAUUGCUCCAUGUCCAAUCGCCAACGACUUCCCAAUGCCUACGCUUACGACCGCGGUCGUCCGAGGUUCACAUACCGUCAAACAUCAUGGAAAGAGAAGUGGCUGCCUUCCUUCCUCACAACUCCCAACAUCAACCCAAGGCCCGCAACAGAAACAUUCCACCGCUCAGCCAUUGUCGUCCGUAUAUGGUCUACAUACCAGUAUAUGCCUGAGGAUAUGUGGUACCUCAGAUCGCUUAUCGCAGAAACCGCCCUGGCAAACGGUGGGGAAUAUGCUGUUUUCCUUCUGGUCGACGUCAAAGACAAAGAGGCAGGCAUUCACACAAACCCAGAAGCAUAUGACCGUGUCCUGCGCGAAUCAGUUCCGCCCGAGUUCCAGGAUAUUGCUGUGCUUUUUGAUGACUCCCUACUGGAAAGUUGGUAUCCUGAUGUCGUCGAGCAUUUGCCCAUCAUGCAAAUCAUGCAGCCUUUGCAGAUAUUUGCUCAGUUCUAUCCCGAAUUUGAUCACUACUGGCAAUUGGAAAUGGACACGCGCUUCUUAGGACACACCGGCGAUAUGCUCAACAAGUUUUCUGAUUUUGCUAGGAAUGAGCCGCGCAAGCAAGCUAGAGAAAGAGCAUCCUGGGCAUACAUGGCCGACUACCAUGGCUCAUACGACGACUUCUUCAACACCAUUGACCGUGUCCUUGAUGGCAAUUCUUCAGUAUGGGGCAAUAUUGACAUCCACGACUUCAAACCUAUUGGUCCGCGACCUCCUGUCGAAGAUCCUCACGAUGAGCACUUCUCUUGGGGUGUGGGCGAGGAGGCUGAUCUAAUUCUCCUCAACACCUUGGACGAUGUCUCACGCAAUGAGGACUGGCUUUUCAAAGGUUGGCACCACGGCUUCUCCAUGGGCACGAAACUGCCCAUAUUCGUCUCAGUUGUCGCUCAGGGCCGUGCAAGCUGGAAUCUGUUGAACGCAGUUCAUCAUGCUCAAGCACAUGCGGGCAUGCGUAUUCCGUCGGAAGCCACACUACCCAGUUUCGCUCUUUGGCAUGGCCUCAAGAUUAGUGCUCCCCCAUUUCCCAUGUAUCAGUGGCCAGGUCGCGAUCGCCAUGAGAUGGAGUUUGCUCUCAAUGGCGGCGGCUUGGAUGCAUUCCCUGAUGCCAUCGCCAAUGGUCCUGCACGCUACCGUGGUAGUGCGGUCGGAUUUUUCACUAACGGCAUGACCUGGUCGUGGUGGACGACCUUACCCGAAGAUUUGGCCAACCCUUGGUACAUCAACGAAGUCGACAACCCUAUACUACCCGAUAUGCUACUGAACGAGGGCGGUCAUCUGUAUGCUCCAAACAUCAUGAUACACCCUAGAAAGACGAACGGCGAGAAGGCGAAGCAUCCUGAAUAA
Molecule: messenger RNA, 1599 nt
Organism: Aureobasidium melanogenum CBS 110374
Lineage: Eukaryota; Fungi; Ascomycota; Dothideomycetes; Dothideales; Saccotheciaceae
Exons: 1
Coding region: 1-1599 (532 amino acids)
Source: RefSeq, a predicted model, not a curated record